AAUUCCUAAAGAUGGAUGGAAAUGGAUAAUGAAUAAGAUGAUUGAGCUAGGAAAAGUUGAGCUUGAUUUCAAUCCUUAUGGAGGAAAAAUGAACGAGGUAACUUCUGAUGCUACCGCGUUUCCUCACCGGGCAGGGAAUCUGUAUAAAAUACAAUACACUGUGAGUUGGGGAGGAUCAGAAGCUGGUUUAGAAAAGAAUUUUAUAAGUCAGAUUAGAAUGAUGUAUAGUUACAUGACACCAUUUGUGUCAAAGAAUCCAAGAAGUGCUUAUUUGAAUUAUAGAGACCUUGAUAUUGGUAUCAAUAGUCAUGGUAAGAAUGAAUACAAUGAAGGAGUGGUUUAUGGAAAGAAGUACUUUGGUGAAAAUUUUGAGAGGUUGGUUAAGGUUAAGACUGAAGUGGAUCCUGAGAACUUUUUCUGGAAUGAACAAAGUAUCCCAAUACUGCCAAACAAGGCAUAGGCAACAUAGCGACAGAAAAAUAAUUGAAUAGGUCAUUUGAUUGAGUUUUGUUUCCUCUUCUGACCCUAUGUAUAUUAAUGGAAUUGUUUAAUUUCAUAUUCAAUGUUUAAAA
Molecule: messenger RNA, 572 nt
Organism: Vicia villosa (hairy vetch)
Lineage: Eukaryota; Viridiplantae; Streptophyta; Magnoliopsida; Fabales; Fabaceae
Product: berberine bridge enzyme-like 21
Exons: 1
Coding region: 29-460 (143 amino acids)
Molecular function (GO): oxidoreductase activity; flavin adenine dinucleotide binding
Source: RefSeq, a predicted model, not a curated record